Messenger RNA from Aspergillus welwitschiae, 1659 nucleotides. Its product is annotated as putative MFS aflatoxin efflux pump. Gene Ontology annotation, biological process: transmembrane transport. The coding region runs from base 1 to 1659 and encodes 552 amino acids. Gene Ontology annotation, molecular function: transmembrane transporter activity. The record is from RefSeq and is a predicted model, not a curated record. Lineage: Eukaryota; Fungi; Ascomycota; Eurotiomycetes; Eurotiales; Aspergillaceae. The transcript has 5 exons.
AUGGCUACAGAAAGUCAAAACGCGGCACAAGUCGCCGAAACCUCAGCAGAUGCACCGACCAAGCCUGAAAGCCUCGAAUCAGAGAAAAUAACACAAACAACGACGACACCACCGACAACGGCUACAACGGCCAUUGUGAUCAUCUCAGUGCUUCUGAGUAUGUUCCUCGUCGCACUGGACAGAACCAUCCUCGCCACGGCCAUACCCCAAAUAACAGACGAAUUCCAUUCGCUCACAGAUGUGGGCUGGUAUGGGAGCGCAUACCUGUUGACUUGUUGUGCGUUGCAGUUGAUAUUCGGAAAGAUAUAUACACUCUUCUCAGUCAAAUGGACUCUUCUAUGCAGUAUCCUGGUUUUCGAAGCAGCUUCUGCCCUGAGUGGAGCGGCUCCCAACUCGACUGCCCUGAUCGUGGGACGAGCUAUCUGCGGUGUGGGUGCGGCUGGGAUCUUUGCCGGUGUCGUGGUCUGCAUCGUCCAUGUCGUCCCUCUCCAUAAGCGUCCUCAGAUCCAAGGAAUGUUUGGUGCCCUGAUGGGGGUUUCUUCGAUUGUGGGCCCCUUGAUCGGCGGUGGGUUUACGUCGAACGUCACCUGGAGAUGGUGUUUCUAUAUCAACCUGCCCGUCGGGGGAGUGGCGAUGGCCGUUAUCUUUAUCUUUUUGAAGAUCCCCGACCAGCCUACCGCUCGGACCCCUUUGGACGAGAAGAUCAAGCAACUGGAUAUCCCUGGGACCAUCCUCCUGAUUCCUGGCACCGUCUGCCUUCUUCUGGCAUUACAAUGGGGAGGCCAGACCUACCCAUGGAAUGACGAGCGGGUGAUCGCCUUGUUGACUCUCGCCGGUGUCCUCUUGGUUGGCUUCUCUGCCGUCCAAGUCCUUCUCCCGAGGACCGCCACUCUGCCUCCACGAAUCAUGAAGCAGCGUAGUGUCGCUGCGGCGUGCUGGGCAACCCUGACUAUCAAUUGCGGAAACUAUAUCAUCAUUUACUUUCUCCCGAUCUGGUUCCAAUCGACUAAAGGAGUGUCUGCUUCCGAGUCCGGCAUUCGCACGCUCCCCCUGAUGAUCUCCAUGGUAGCCGGGUCCAUAACCAGUGGUACGCUAAACACCAAGAUUGGCUACUAUACACCACUCGCCAUUAUCGGGACUUGCCUCAUGUGCGUGGGAAACGGACUGCUCACCACGUUCGAGGUGAAUACCGGAGCGGGGAAAUGGAUUGGGUACCAGAUCCUGUACGGUUUCGGCCUGGGCUUAGCGUUUCAGGUACCAAACCUCGCGACACAGGCAAGCCUGCCGAAGAAGGACGUACCUACAGGGCUAGCGCUGAUGCUAUUCGCAACUCUACUGGGGGCGUCGGUGUUCGUAUCGGCUGGAGAGAAUGUGCUUGCCAAUCAAUUGGAGAAGAGGUUGGCCGGGGUCGAUGGGGUUGAUACUAGUUUGAUCACCUCUGAGGGCGCUACUUCUUUGCUCCAAUCGCUCCCGGAUGAUGUGCGUAAUACCGCUCUUGUUGCAUAUAAUGGGGCUCUGAGAGAGGUCUUCCGUGUUGGUUUAAUCCCGACAUGUCUGAGUGUCCUCGGGUCUGCAGCCCUGGAGUGGAGGAGCGUCAAGAAGCCGGCAGGACAGAACUCUACGGAGAGCGGAGGGAAGGAUACGACUGAAAAACCAUGA